Messenger RNA from Elgaria multicarinata webbii, 2377 nucleotides. RefSeq names its product apolipoprotein A5 (gene APOA5). Gene Ontology annotation, molecular function: phospholipid binding; phosphatidylcholine-sterol O-acyltransferase activator activity. Bases 171 to 1406 code for a protein of 411 amino acids. Gene Ontology annotation, cellular component: chylomicron; high-density lipoprotein particle; extracellular region. The record is from RefSeq and is a predicted model, not a curated record. The transcript has 4 exons. Lineage: Eukaryota; Metazoa; Chordata; Lepidosauria; Squamata; Anguidae. Gene Ontology annotation, biological process: very-low-density lipoprotein particle remodeling; phospholipid efflux; cholesterol efflux.
GAUGACGGCCUUGGCAGCCGUGCGCAAGAGGCAUGGAAUCGCCUCCGUUCUCCCGCCUGGCCUAUAUAAAAGGAGCAAGAAGGCAUCCCCACAGGACAGCCCAGAGAAGGCAGCAAGUGCCCAGCAAACAGCCCUUGAACAUUUAACAGAAAAGAAGACUCAUCAGAGGGAUGGCACUGAGCGGCUCCUCAGGCACCCGCCCGGGGUCCAUGGGCAGCCGAGUCUGGCCGCGGCUGGAAUCUGUGUGCAUUGGGCUGCUGUGGACUGGUCCUUUCCGUGUUUCCUUGUGGAGACUCAGGCUGAUCAUGACCCCCAAAGCGGCACUUCUGGCUGGACUCCUGAUGUCCGUCUCAGCUUCUCAGGCGAGUCCUCUGCCCAGCGGCUUCUGGGACUCCUUCAGCCAACUGACUCAUGACAAGGACAGUCUGGAACAAGCCCAGCAGCUGGAACUGGGGCAGGGGAUGAGCAACCUGAAGGAAAGUCUCCAAGAUGGCGCCAACUAUGUGGGAAAUGUCCUUGAGAAGCUGGCCCCGCUGAAUAGGGGAUUCCAUCCCCAGUUCUCCCAGGAUGCCCACGGACUUCGCCGGCUCAUCAGUGGAGAGAUUGAAAGUCUCCGGAUGAAACUUUCUCCUCCUAUGGAUGAGGUGUGCCAAAAGAUCAGCCAGAGCCUGGAAAAUCUGCGCCUCCAUUUGACUCCCAUCACAGAGGAGUUGAUAGAUCAGGUCUCCCUCCGAGCAAGAGAACUACGCCAGCAUUUCAGGCCCAGCCUCAACACGAAGGCUCAGGUGCAGGAAGGUCUGGGUAAUGCCCACAGGUUUGCAGCCUCUUAUGCCCGAAAGAUGGCCUUUCUCACGGACCAGGUGAAGGAGAUUUUCCACCCUUACACUGACAGGCUGGUAAGUGAGAUCCGCCAUAGCGUGGAGGAGCUCCACAAAAACGUGGUACCUCAGGCCACAGUGAUGCGGGAGCAACUCAGCCAGAGUAUACAAGAGUUCUCUGACAAGCUGAUCCACAAUGUUAGGGAGCUCCAGCUUGAGAUUGAAAGGAACCUGCAGCACCUCCUGGGGCAGCUCAGCCUUCACUCCAGCGCCUUGCGUUCUCAGCACUUCUUCAGUAGCCAAGAAGACCUUCAGCGGGCCGUGCACCUGUACCUGGCGGAUAUGGCCCAGGAGGCUCAGGAAAGGAUCGAGGCCUUCAGGAGGGACGCCACCCUUCACAUAGAUAACUUCACAAAGACCACGGAGGAGGAGAUGGCAGAGAUGACGCUCAAGCUCUCUCCACCACCUCCGUAUUUGCAGAAGUUCCAGGAAAACUCCUCUACCCCAGAGGACUGGCACGUCAGACUGGCCACCCUGUGGAAGGACAUUGCCCAGAGUCUAAGUGAGCCAAGCGGCAGCUUCUACUGAAACCCUGUGCCCAAGCAUGUAGGCAGUAAAGGUCUGUUCAGAAUAGCCGGCCCUGGGGCUGGGGAGGUCAAGCUCACCCAUCAUACACAGAUUCCAUGACAGAUUUUUAGGAAUGGCUUGGUGCACCAUUAAGGCUGUUUGGAGGGGGAGCUGGAGCAGCGCGGUCAGGAUGGGGAGGAGGCCAGUGGGGAUGGCUGUCCCUUCAUGCCUCCUCUCUCAGUCGUGCUUCACCCUGCCUGCUGAAUGGCUGAGUGGUUGGUUGGCAGGGCUGGGAAUUCAGGACCUCAGGGUUACUGCUUUUGAAGUGUGAGCACUUAUUUCCAAGGACGUGGUUAACCUCAGAGCCCACCAUGUGAAGAUUCAUGCUUGGCACAUAGUGGUGACUUUAACAUGUCAGAAAUGUCCAGGUUAAUUCCAAACUUUUAGCUGGAAUGCUCCUGUAGAAGCCAGAUGGAUGGCAAGAGAAAAAAAGGAAUGAAACGAUCAUUUGACGUUUAGGAUGCUACCUAUUUGUAAGAACGUCGCCAUUCCUGCACUUUUUCUUCUCACAAAUGUUAGCAGAACUGCUGCUUUGAGUAAGGACAAAGUAAUGUCGUAAAGGCUACUGAAACAUCAGCUCCACAACGACUGUCCAACUUUUGAGACCACAGACUAAAAUGGCAAAACAGAUGAAGCUGAACUUCUGGCUUUUAACAGCCUUUUGAUAAUUGCUAGAUCAUACCAUGCAAGCUCUGUUUACCAAGGUUUGCUUAGGUUGUCACAAUGCAGUUUUACACAUCUUUACACGUCCCUUACACAUGUACAACAACUACCAUUUCUCUGAGUAUAAGACCUUAAAAAAAAGAAAGAACGGCCUAACCAAUGUGAAUCUAUGAACAACACAUUGUCAAGAGAAAUGUCAAAUUCAGCUUAAGUGUCUUGGACUGUAAACAACUCUUUAACUGUCUGCAGUAAAGUAACUUUCCCAUGUA